AUGAACUUCGUCUACUUCCACUACUUCGUUGCGCGAGGGAACUUUAUCUUUGUGCCAAGUUUGGAAGAAAACACGUUGCGGGCACAAUCUAUCACCGGCCAUCUCGGCCGGCCGGCGAACGUCCUGCUUGCUGGGCUGCCGGCCGUUGCAUCGGCCUGCAAUCUGCAGCAGCCUCCGAGGCUGAAGCCCGAAAAGUCGGCUUCUCGGCUCGGAAGCAGCACCCGCAGAAGUGCCCUCUACCGAGAUCGCCUUCCGGCCAGCAUCCGCGUCGUCGUUGUCGUGACACCGUCACCGGACGUGAGCGGAGCGGAAAUGACAGUCACCACCACGAACUCGGCAUCGACCAGAGCAGAACCGGAGCAGCAGCAGCAGCAGAAGAGCGACAAACAACGACCGUGCCGGAACACACGGGGGACGGCCCACACCACCAUGCGGGUGACCAGCUUCUUGUCCGGCCCGCUGCGGCCAUCGGCGACGGCGCACGGAGUGCUGCUGCUGCUCCUGGCGGCGACAACGCUGCUCGUGACGCACGCCAUCCCGGCCGUCGACGGGAAGCUGCAGCUGUGCGAGGUGGAAACGGGCCAGUCCAGCAUCAUUCUGGACAUCGAGGAGAGCCGCGGCACCGCUGUUGGACAGCGGACGAACCCACCGGAGCUACCGAUAUCCGGCGACCCGAACGAUGAUAUCACACUGGAGCUGGUCUUUCCAAAGGGCAAGCCCACCUUCCUGCUCGACGGCAAGUCCUUGCGGCUCAUCCACCCGCUCGAUCGCGAUGAGGAAAAUCUGAGCCACAUUGUCUUCCAGAUAACCUGCAUGGUGCGGUCGACGCGCCGCAAGCGCAACAUUCCGAUCAUCGUCCGGGUGUCGGAUGUCAACGAUAAUCCCCCGAUGUUUAUCAACACGCCCUACGAGACGAGUGUCGCCGAGUCGACCCCCGUCGGGACGACGAUCUUCCGCAGCAUACAGGCCACCGACAAGGAUGCCGGUGUCAACGGACUGAUCGAGUACUUCAUCGUCGAGGGCUCGCAAAACAUUUCGGACAUCUCACCGAACACUCUCACGGCCGCGGACGGCCACGGUGUGUUUGCGAUCGCCUACCCGCACCAGGGACAGGUCACCGUCGUCAAAACGCUGGACUACGAGCGGACGCAGCGCUACUAUCUGACGAUCGUCGCAUCGGACCGGGCUCGAAACGCUUCGGAGCGGUUGUCGGCCACAACGACGCUCACGAUCGACAUCGCCGACUCGGACGACCAGGAUCCGUCGUUCAUCUACCGGGGCUGUGUGCUGCUGGACGGGGCCUGCCUGAAUCCGGAGUACAGUGCCUCGGUACCGGCCGGCACACUGCAGGGCGUGCUGACGGUGACCCCCGAACGUAUCCAGGCGGUCGAUCUGGACACGAUCAGUGCCCCGAUUCGGUACACGUUCCUGAGCGGUAUCCCCGGCAGUUACGGGAACUACUUCGAGAUCGACCCGCAAACCGGUGUCCUAAAGCAGACGCGGCUAGUGGAUGCCUCGGUCACGGCCAAGAAGUUCGACAUCAUCGUGAAGGCGGAAGAGGUGACGGAAAUGAAGCGUUUCACCACGGCCAAACUGGCGAUCCACGUGAAGCCGGUGGACGCGUUCCCGCCGAUGAUCAGUGCGACGGCCAUCGAAGGGUUCGUCGACGAGAAUUCCCCGAUCGGCACGGUGGUGAUGGACGCGGACGGCAAUCCGAUUAAGCUGUCCACCACGGACCAGGACUUCGGCCCCGGGGACGGGGAACCGAUGGAGUACAUCUACGAGGUUACGUCACCCUCGUUCGCCGUUUCGAAGGAGGGCGUGCUGCGGGUCAACGAGGAAGGCCUCGACCGGGACCCGCCCAGCCCGGAGCGGUACCUCUUCCAGGUGGUGGCCCGGGAGGCCACCGGGAACGCAGCCAGCGCUCCACUCAGUCUCACGGUGAAGUUGCGCGACGUGAACGAUAACGCACCGCGGCUGGCGAUGGUGGCCCCCGUCACGCUGAUGGCCGGCGAUGGGCGCCGACUGGUGACGAAGGUGGUGGCCACCGAUAACGAUGCGGGCGACAAUGCCGCCAUCACGUACUCGAUCUUCCACGUGUCGAACAACGGGGCCAGCAAGUUUGCCAUCGACCCGCAGACCGGCGAGAUCGAGGCACGCACGAGACUGAACGCUGGGGAGCAGUACAGCAUCACGGUGCAGGCGUCCGACGUUGGCGGGUUGUCGUCGCAGGCGAUCGUCGAGGUUACGAUCACCCCCGGGCCGAACACGAAACCACCGCGCUUCGCCAAACCCGUGUACGACGUGCAGGUGAGCGAGGGGGCCGAAAUCAACUCGACCGUGAUCGUGCUGAAGGCGGAAGAUCCAGAGAACGACCCGGUCAGCUACGCCAUCACGACCGGGAACGAUCUGCGCCAGUUCUCGAUCGGCAAGGAUAGCGGUGUGAUCAGCGUGAUCCGGAAGCUGGACCGGGAGGACCUGACGCGCUACCAGUUGAUCGUGCGGGCAGAGGACAACGGUGGGCUAGCGAGCAGCGCCACCGUCAACAUCAAGGUGACGGACAUCAACGACAAGAACCCGGAGUUUGACGAGCGCAAGCUGCCGUACGUGUUCGCGGUCGACGAGGGUCGCGAGGGGGCCCCGAUCGGCAGUGUGCAUGCGACCGACGCGGACGAAGGCAUGAACGCGGAGAUCACGUACACGAUCCCGUCGGACAUUCCGUUCCGGAUCGACUCGAAGACGGGCGAAAUUCGCACCCGGAGUGCCCUGGACUACGAGAAGCAGAAGGAGUACCGGUUCGUGGUGACGGCGAAGGACGGUGCGCCGGAACCACGGCUUGGCACAGCCAGCGUCACGGUGAAGGUGCGCGACGUUCCGGACGAGGUGCCCCGGUUCAUGGAGGCCACGGUGGAGGUGCGCAUUCCGGAGAACAUCCCCGAUACGGCCGUCACCACGGUGCGCGCAUUCGACCCGGACACGAAGCCCGAGAUCACGUACACGCUGAAGCGUGGCCCGGGCGACCUGUUCAAGGUGGACGCCAGGACGGGCCAGAUCAAAACGAUCCGCGGGCUAGACUACGAGAAGGACAAGAUGCACGAGCUGAUCGUGGGCACGCUCGAGAACGAUGGCACCAGUCCGGGCGACUACAUCAAGAUCCUGGUGGAGGUGGAGGAUCGCAACGACAUCCCGCCGGUGUUCGUGUCGAUCCCGGAGCCGGUCAACAUCAACGACAACCUGCCGAUCGGGGCCAUCGUCGGCUCGAUGCCGGCCGUCGACGGUGACGGAUCGUCGCCGGGCAACGUCGUGCGCUACGAGCUCGUCGGCCGCGGUAAGGCCCUGAAGUACUUCCAGGUCGAUGCCGACUCGGGCAUCGUCCGGAUCCGGGACGAUCUCGGCAAGGAGGAGGACAGCGAGUACCUGAUCGACGUGCGGGCCUACGAUAUGGGCGAACCGCAGCUGAGCAGCGUCUCGACCCUGCCCGUCUACGUCAGCCACAUCCCGGCCAAUCCGAACGGGGAUUCGGCCGAGUCGCGCGUCGAGAACGGGGGUAUCGUCAACCUGGAAGUUCAGGGGCUGGCGUUCAGUGACGAUAGCUACACGACGAGCGUCCCCGAGUCGACCGGUGUCAACGCCACGGUCAAACUGGUGCAGAUCAUCAACUCGAAGAAGGCCACCAAACACAACGGUGGCUUCAGCUGUGAGCUAACCGGGGGCAACGAGAAGCAACUGUUCCGCAUCACGAUCGAGGAUCAUGCGUGUGCGCUGGUGCUGGCCGCUCCGCUCGACUACGAAACGGCCACCAGCCACACGCUCGAGGUGCGCCUCGUCUCGAACAAGUACUUCGUGAACCAGCACAAAAACACGGCCACCGUGAAGGUGAUCGUACAGGACGAAAACGACAACGCGCCCCAGUUCGUGUUCCCCAAAGCGUACCAGCAAAGCCCGCGGAACGACACCUACUACGCGGUGAUCAAUGCCGACGCGGACAUCGAAACGCCGCUGCUGCAGGUGAAGGCCACUGAUAGGGACGUGGGACCGUACGGGCAGCUCAAAUACACGAUCUACGACGACGAGCAAUCGUCGAACGAAAUUCCCCACGACGAUGCACCGAGCUCGUACUUCACGAUCAGCGAGGACACGGGCAUGCUGAAGACACAGAAGUCCUUCCAGGGCGUACGCCAAACGCCGCUUGUGUUUGCGGUCGAGGCGCGGGACAAUAAUGGCGGAAUGGCCGGAGGAACACAGCCGGUCCACAAGGCACGGGCCCGUGUCGUCGUGAACCUGAUCGCCGACAUCAACCGCAUGACGCUAGUGUUCCUGGACUCGAACCCCAAGGACAUGCGAAGGCACGUGCGUGCGCUGGAGGAGCUUCUGCACGAGAAGACGGACGGACUGAUCACGGGUAUCGAACGGUUCACUGUCCGCAAGGUGGUGAACGAAAACGGAACGGUGGAGGAAGUGAACGGUGCCACGGAUGUUUGGUUCUACGCUGUCGACCCGAAAACGGAGCGUAUCCUCGAGCGCAACUCCAGCACCGUCGUGAGCCGGGUCUUUGCGCCGGCCAUCCUGUCCCAGAUCAACUUCGAGGCCUCGAGCAUUGCCCGGGCGACGGCACAGGGUAUAUUCGGGCCGAUCGAACCGAAAGUGCCGAUCCAGAAGAUCAAAGCCACCAUCGUCGGUAACGACGAGGUGUUCCCGUACGCGCUGAUUGCGGUUGCCAUCGUCAUCGUCAUUCUCGGCUCGAUCGGCAUCGUUUACAUUUGCAUCUCGUGGUCCAAAUACAAAAACUUUAAGCAACGAAUGCGCCAGUACACCGCCCCUGCCAGUCCCGUACGCUACGACCCGGUCAUGAUCAACUCCCAGCAGCCUCCCUCCGAGAACCCGACCAGCUUGAAGGAGUACGAAACGCAGGUGCUCGCCAUGGCAGUUCCGCUCACCGACGAAGGUGACGAUCUGCAGCUUGACUUUAGUGCCAAAAAUCAUGCCUUUAGCCUCGACAAUGUUAGCUACAUCACGCAUAAGGAAAACGGUCAGCACAGUCCUACCAACUCCGACGCAACGACCGCCGUAGUUGGCACACUGCAGCGCAACAACAACAUUAACGCGAAAAACAACAACAACCUAAGCAUCAACAAUCGCCAAAACACGCUCAACCGGACGCUGGAGAUGAACCGCAACAACUACCUGAAUCCGCUCGGUUCGCUCGGGAAUGGCACGGUACCGGGAACGCUAACGCUGGGCCGCAUCAAGUCCGAACGCAACAACUACAUCAAUGGCUACGGUGAUACGUUGAAUCGUAACAACCUGACCAUGGCCCAGAACAACAGCUUCAACACGCUCGGAAGAAACCAGCGGAACCUAAACCACGGGCCCCACAACAACGCAAACCACACGAGCAACAACAUCAACAUCAACAAUGGCCACCUGCACAACGGGCACGUCGGGGCGGAGGUGGUAGCGAACACGCUCGGCCGGAACAACCGCUACAAUGAUGUGCCCAUCACGAACCCUCUGUUUCACAUCCGACAAAACGGAGACCUUCAGUCGCAGCCCCAGCUUAACCACGUGAGCCCCACGAACGAGAACGUCAGCUUCGGCAAGCGCGACUACAACCAGCUGUCCUUCUCGUACCUGAACGAUCUGGACCGUUCGGACGCGGAAACGACGACGGAACUGUAAGCGGACCCCGAGUCGCAUUGCCAUCGUCGUUCAACUGUACUGUGGACGAUACAAACAGCCCGAAGCCGAAGCGGAGCUCCCCGGAAUCCCCCGUCCACGUUCUGCCGUGUAAAAUAUUGUGACAUAAUGUGGCAUUUUACGUUCUAUUGUUUUUAUGCUUUCUGUUUCACUCGAUCGAGAGUCCGAUCGUUAGUUUUUACCCUUAAUCUUACAACACCUAUCACAAAUCCCAGGCCAAGACGACGGGGUCGGCCCGUAUCCGCGUAACCAUCCGUACUACUUCGUCCCGUGAGCUAGAUAGAAGCCUAGUGUAAUAGAAUUGCAAUUGUUAGGAGAUAGAAGUGUAGCUCUACGUUGUACAAUAUUAAACACUAGCUAGGCGUCGUCUGAAGCAGUAAAGCCGACAGCAGACGGAGGACGGAAGAAGCACAACCACUGGGGAACAAAUAUUUAUUGAGUCACCAAACCGGGCCGGGAGAAGAAACAAUAGAGAAUACAGAGAUCGCAGAAGAAACGGCUUGCCAGCGAAAAUGUGUACCACCGUUCCGAUUGCAGCAAAGGAGGUUUGGACCUACGAGAAAGUUUAGAAUAGUGUCCCCAGACAGUGCCUGCUGUACAUAUUUAGUCAUUUAGAUGGGUAAGUCCGCUCUCGGAUAGCUAGAAAUCGGUCGUAGUUGACAGCCAACGAAGUCACGCGUGACGAAACGGGACCCGGCAACAGGAUUCUGCAUUGAAGCGUCGCGCAAUCAACGUUUUACCACCCAUCGGCGUCCCCGAUGUGCCUUUAUCAUUCGUUGCAAGCGACGAGAAGCAAUCAGUUAGGUGUAGGAAUUGAGUAAGUGCGUAGCCGGUAAGCUCAACUAGCAUAACUGUAGCGUUAA
This is a messenger RNA of Anopheles bellator, 6560 nucleotides long. It is a transcript of the gene Cad99C, whose product is annotated as cadherin-99C. NCBI's taxonomy places the organism in Eukaryota, Metazoa, Arthropoda, Insecta, Diptera, Culicidae. The coding region runs from base 1 to 5679 and encodes 1892 amino acids. Gene Ontology annotation, molecular function: cadherin binding; calcium ion binding. Gene Ontology annotation, cellular component: plasma membrane; catenin complex. Gene Ontology annotation, biological process: homophilic cell-cell adhesion. The record is from RefSeq and is a predicted model, not a curated record. The transcript has 13 exons.